This is a messenger RNA of Aedes aegypti (yellow fever mosquito), 5129 nucleotides long. RefSeq lists its product as uncharacterized. Lineage: Eukaryota; Metazoa; Arthropoda; Insecta; Diptera; Culicidae. The record is from RefSeq and is a predicted model, not a curated record. The transcript has 8 exons. Bases 1275 to 3713 code for a protein of 812 amino acids.
UAUCGCCGCUGUAGUUGAAUGACACACCGUUCGUGUACCGCUCCGUUGCAGAUAUGGAAGUAUGCAGAUAGAAGCGAGAUACACGAACAACAAUAAACGCCGGAAAGAGAAGCAGCAUUCAAAGAAACAACUGUUUCGAGAAGCAAGCGAGACGAACAAAACGGUGUCAAGUGAUACAUUCUUCCCAGGUUCGAUCAGCAGGCAAGAGGCGCUUCGGACGGUGUGUGCGCUGUUUUCGUCGUUUGGAUUAGAGACCUCGAAGUGUUUUCCAAAGUUUGCUUCCUUUUGGAGCGGGGUUCUGUGAACUGGUGGUGCUAUUAUUAUUCGGUUCGUGAACUUGUCCACAUUGCAUAUAAGAGUGUGACUGUCGUGGUCUUUUGGUCGUCGUCGUUCGGAACAGGAAAUUCCAUCGAUUCGGUCGGAUAUUAAUUGCCUCGAUUGGAGCUACAAGAGUGCAGAGUGUGAUUAGAUGGUUGCUUUGAUUGCAGUUUGAGACUUUGGUGGGGAUCACUCGGUUGCUGUGACUAUUAAUGCAAAUAACGGUGUUGAUUUAGAGCUGAUUUCGGGGUUAUUGUUGUUGACCGAGCGCGACGAGUUUUAUGUGUAUUGGUGUUAGUGCACAAGCAAGUCAUUCAAUGCUGAUUAAGAACAGUGAAAAUACGCAAAAGGGUGAGCCAGCAAAGUGAUUGGGGGAGGUAAACACUGGUGGCCGCUAUAGCAAAACAAAACCGACGGCGAAAUCGUGGGAGAGGAAAGCAGUAAUCUAGAUGGAGAGAGGAGUGGUGUGAAUGAAACUGUGGGAACCUUAAUCUAUGUAAGGCCGUUGUCAGAAGUCAGUCUUGGAAAGUGUUCGGAUACAUAGGAAUGAAGUGAAAUUUUAUGGAACCAAACGGUGCAGUUAAGAAGCAGGUUUCGAGAAGAAAAUUUGCUUGUGGAAUGCGUUUGCAAGAGGAGUAGUGAGUGAAGUGAACCAAAUUCCUCAGUGUGACAUCGACUUAGUCUGGUACGCUUCAGUUACACCUACCUGGUCACCUUGGAGUCAUUGCAUGCUGGUAGCAGAUAAGUCACACGCAAUCGUUGUUGGUCGGUCCAAGACCAGGUGUGUGUUCAAAUUAGCCGAUGUUGUUGCCCACCGAUUGGCAUCAACAUUACAAGGAAACAAGGGGGAUUGAUGUUGGGGCCGGCCGUGUGUGUCUAGCAGUAGGACACGACAGACAAAUUGAGUAACCUGACCGGUGCAAGAGAGAACCGACCGCGCAGUCAUUUGACGAGUCAUGGAGAAAAGUUUCGACGAUAUAACAGUCUCCAGCCUGUCGGAUCUGCAGCUGGUGGGAAAUUCGGUGUCCGGAGCGGGGGUCGUCACGAUACCGGAUCAUCUCCGGGAAGCAAGCUCGCAACUCAACAGCAACAGUAACAACAGAAACGGUGGAAACUCAGGAGGAGGUCAACAGCAGCAACAACAACUACAACGCAACAGCUCCAUCAACGGUAACGCAGAGAAUAAUUUGAAUCGCACGAAAAAGUCAUCCAACAAAUCGGCGAAUCAGCAACAGCAGCAGCAACAACAACAACAGCCUGUAUUCAAUCUGCAUUCCAAACACCUGGACGUUUGGCUGGCGAACGCCAUUCGAGGGUUGGAGAACGCCUCCAGUCAGGAUUCGCCCGAUCAGCUGGACAGUCCGACCCCGAAGGGAGGCUACGGGGAACCACUGUCGCUUCCGCCCAAUUUGAACUAUCUUGACGGGCCGAACUCGUCAUCGCCUUUUAGCACCGGACUGUUUUCGCCGACUCAGUUGCCGCCCCCUAUCGGCAGUGCUGGCGGCUCGCUGGAGCUGGGUGGCAACGGCGGCCUCGGCAUCGGUGGUGUCAUUCAGCAGAAUCCAUAUCGAUUCGGCGGUGGCGGCGGUAUCUCCAGUCACCAGUAUUUGCUCAACGACAGCAGCGAGUUUGCGAGCCUUCCACCACGGAUCACCCAUCAGCAGCAGCAGCAACUUCAGCAGCAGUUGGCAUCAGUUGGUGGACGAAGACCUCCACUGCAGCGGAACCAGAGUUCGUCGUUUCAAGACUUGUUGAAUGCGCAAAGAAUCAUGACGGACUCGUACAUCAACGACUCGUCGGACAACGAAUCGAAAAACAGCUGUGCCAAAUCGAAGCUGGAAAUGGCCGAGACCCUGCUGGCAGACCUUAACCUUCUGAACAAUGGCAGCGGCACCAGCACGGCAUCCGGCAACGGCAUCGGUGUCGGUGGGGUUGGAGGGGGUGUCGUCGGAAGUGGCGUUUACAACGGUACCUCGACAACCAGUGCGGCCAGUGGUGUGAACCAGAACAACUCCGCCAACAACAAUGGCAACAGCAACAAUCUGGUGGUGGUUCUUCUGAAAGAGAUUAGCAAACUGCACGAAACGAAUAAGAAAAUCUGCCGAAAUUUGCAUGAAACCAAAGUGGAGAUGGAAGCUUUGAAGCAUUCUUCGCACUGGGGCCUUAGCCACCGUAGAGACAGUAUAAGCGGUUUGAGCACCAAUAGCCAGCCCGUAGGGAUGCGUUACAAUAGCUUCGGACUGCAGAGUCCCGCACCGACGUAUCACUCGCAAGGAAGCUACAGCCCCGGGCUAGUGGCGGACGUGAUCCGGGAGAUACGCGAAGUGUCACGCGUCCGCGAGGAAGCCAUGAUGGAUCGCAUGAAAACGAUGAUCGAGGAACGUUCGUGGGCCCUCAACGAAACCAACUUCCGGCUGCUGAAGGAAACUGAAGAAGCCAAAAAAAGCAUCCAUCUGGUACGGUCUGAGAUGAACCAAAUGGUGGAUCGAAUGCUGAAGCUCGAGAACGAAGUCAUAAACCUGCGAGCUCAGCUCAACAACCAACAGUUACAGCAGCAGCAACAGCAACAUCAGCAACAGAUGCAUCUACGGGAGCGGGACUCCUACGGUCAAGCAUCGGCGGCAUCUUCUUCGGCCAAACAUCGCCGCAACAGUAUGCACCUGAACUACGGUAGAAUUAACAAUACGGACGAGUUCUACGGCGGCAACAACUUCAACGAUCUGAGCAACGACCUUCGGUAUGGGAACGGAAACGGAAGUGGUGGCGGUGGCAACCUGCGCGGUUCCAAGAUCGGUGAGAAUACCUUUGUCGGUGGACAGACCUUGAAUGGGGCUGGUGGUGGUAGUAGUUACGGGGAGGAAAUGCAUGAAGACUCCGCUAGCGAUCAGGUGCUGUUGCUAGAGAAGGACGCGCUGAAGUUGCGGCGGGAGCUACAGGACGCUUUGGCCUCCAAGCAGGAGUCGGAAAACCGGAUUACAGCUUUGGAAAGUAUUGUAAGUACUCUCAAAGAGCAGGUUCCGCCAACCGGCACGUCCGCAUCCAGCAACACCAUUCCAUCGCUGAUGGGAGCGAAGAGUACGACGACGACGAUGAGUGCGACGAGUGCCUUGAACCCGGCUGGAAUGGUGCCGGCUAGUGGCCAUCAUCUAGAUCACCAUCAGCAGCAGCAACAACUGUCGCAACUUCAUCAGUACUACUUCAGAAACAUCAACAACAAUGGUUCACCGAGUCAACAACAGUCACCACCAACUCCUGUGGGUUCGAUAUCGCCUUCCAAGCUGCAGAAGGCGGCCCAGAUCCAGAGCAUUCCGUCACCGUCCGGCAAACAGUACAUGCAGCUACCGCAGGGUGCAGCUGGUACGAUCAACGUGUCCGGACCGGUGACGGACUUGUAGGUUUAGCGGGAGGUAGCCUAGGAAUGAUUGGAAGGGAUUUGUUAGGAUUCGGGGCGGGUAACUUGAACAUAGGUCUUAAACCAUUUCAGAUGGUAACUCUUUAGUUUUGUAAAGUAAGUCUGUGUGAAACGUAAGAUUGGAUUCCAGGAAACUAGAAAGUACCCCACAUUGAAUUCUAAAAUGGUUCGUGCAUCAUCUCCGGCAGAUUCUUAGAGAAAUUCCGGUUUUUGAAGAUAUCUCCAUAUGUUUCGAUGAGGAUCCAAAUUUAAUUCUAGGAGGAAUUUGCAAUCGAUUCCGGGAGGUUGGACCAUUGGAUUCUUUAAGGAGUUUCCGUAAGAUUGUAGUAGUAAUGUGGUUAGAAUUCUUGCGAAAUUCAUGGCGUACAAUGAAUAAUGUUCACUAAGGGAAAUCUUCUGGAUUCAGAUAGAAUCUUUAAUUGAUUCCUGAAGUAAUCUCUAGUAGUUUCUAAGAGGAACUCCCAACUCCCCUCCUUUAAGAAAGAAUUUUUUUUAAGAUUCCAGAAGAAAUUACGUUUUUUAAGAUAGUUCUUCUCCAGUUUCUGAAGAGAAUUCUUCUUCGGUUUCCUAAGAGAAUCCCUAUCCGGGGCUUGCGGAGAGGAUUCUUCUACGGCUUCCAGAGAAAAUCGUUCUCCGGCUUCCAGAAAGAAUCCUUUCUCCACUACAAAAGAGAAUCCUUCUUUCGUCUUCCGGUCAGAAUUCUUCUCCGGUUUUCGGAAAGAAAACUUGUCCAGCUUGCAGAGAGAAUACUUCUACAGCUUCCGGAGAGUAUCAUUCUCCGGCUUCCUGAGUGUAUCCUUCUUCGGUUUCCGUGGAAAAUCUUUCUCAGGGGCGUACGAAGAAAAUCCUUCUCCGGGGCUUUCAAAAGGAGUUCUUGACAACAGCUUGAAAACAAAACAAGGAUUAGCUGAAAUUUUUUGAGACUUAUGUAGAAUUUUCGGUGAGUGAUAGUAGUGUGUAUUCUUCUAAUGAGACCUUUGCAGAUAACUCUGUGUAGAUCUCUGUGGAGAAUUUGUGAAGACUGCUGUGAAACCUCUGAAGGUAAUAUUUCUGUGAUGAAUUAACUUUUCAAAUUACUCUUCAUAGAACUAUCUACAGAGGUCAACCCUAAGGACCUGAGAAGACUUGUCUCCACAUAAGUCAUCACAUAGAUCUCCACCUCGUUGAAGUUUUCUGUGAAAUGUUAUGUAGAGAAAAUAGAGGAGAGCUCUCAAAAGAUUGUUGGGAAGCCACAUUUUCUCAGUGUUGAGACACUUGUGGAGCUCUAGCAUUCUCUACCAUUUUGGAGACCUCUGUUAAGAUUUAUAAUCUCUGUGGAGAUCCUUGUCGUAACUCCUUGUAGAGACUUUUCUGUCAAGAUAUCUGUAGAGACCUCUACAAAAACCUUUGAGCUCUUUUG